CGCGGCGCGGGGCGCGCGGGACGCGGCCGGCCGCUCGCUGGCCCACUACCGCGCCGAGCGCACUCUGCUCGCGCUGCCCGCUCCGGCCGACAUGCCCGCCCGACCCAACCCGCCCGGGUUGGUAAUAAAGCGGCACAACAUUCGGAUAUGGUGCCACGAGUGUGACAUGGGGCGCCUGCAGCGCGUGGUGUGGGAGGGCCAGGGCUCCCGGCUGCUCAGCGAGGUGUCCAGCCAGCCGGUCGUCAAGCGCUUCCUGGAGGCAGUGCCUUACAUCAUGAAUACGAUCCGCGACAUCCACAGUGCUGUAAUACAGAACGACUUGGAGGGGAUCAUGAGGCUGACGAGCGACCCCAUACCACCGCAGGCGCUGUCCAGCAGGGAUGCUAACAACAUGACCGCUAUGCACAAAGCUGCCGGCCUAGGUCACAAUGGUAUCUUGAAGUAUAUAAUAGAGAGGUACCCCCAAGGAAUCAACGACGUAGACAACGAGGGCCGCACGCCUCUACAUUACGCUGCGGUCGUGAAAGACGAUCAGCACACUUAUAAUACUCUUACAAGCGCCGGAGCAGAUGAAAGUGCUGUGGAUAACAAAAAUAGAACACCAGCUUAUUAUAUCAAUAGGACACAAGAUAUUGAUAAGAACCUGUUUAAAAUAUUACCUGAAGCACCUAGAACGCCCUCUAGCACAUAUCCAGCUUCUUGGGAUUGGAAAAUAUUAGAUACUGAAUUCGUCGGAGAAGUAAGCACUAAAAAAACUAAAAAAAAAAAUUUAAAGGCUUCAAACGAAAACAUUUCAUCAAAAAAUAAUACAAGUACAAUAACAGAUAGCACUGAAGCUAAUAACAUUGCAUCCUUGAAAAAUAGUAGCACGCAUGAAUUAAUUAGUGAUUUACCAGAUUUAAACGAUAGUGAAAAACCAAUAGCAAAUAGUAACAAUCCGAUCGAAGAUCACACACAAGACAUUAAGGUUACAACUGAAAUCGAAAAUCCUUUAGAAGAAAACGAUGAAGAAGAGGAAACUAGUACUUCAAAAGAUAAAAAAACAGUUGAAGAAAUUGAAAAUGUGUCUGGUGAUAAUAAUGAAAUAGAAAAUGUUUCAGAAAUUAUUAAUGAAACUGAAAAUGAAAAGGAAAAUGAAGAGAAAAAUGAAAAGGAAAAUGAAAGUAAUGCUUAUUUACGAGAACAUGAAAACAACAAUGACAAUGAUCAGGAAGAAUCAAUUGAAAACAAUACCAAAAUUGAUUCAAAUGAAAAUGUUGAAGAAACUGCACAAGAUCAGGAUAUAAGUAAAGGAGAAAUUGUAGAUGACAAAAAUGAAGACGUAGAACUUCCAGCCGAAUUGAACAAUGAAAAGGUAAAACCUAACGAAACAAUAAACAAUUUACACAAUGAAAACAUUGAUCAUAAAGAAAACCAUAAUGGAAGUGCUCAUAAUAGUCCACAAAAAAUGACAGAAGAAAAUAAAUCAAUAGAGGAUGAUUCAAAUGAACACACUAUAGAAAGUAAUUACAAUAAUCACGAUGACAAUAUUACCAAAAAAGUAAAUGGUCAUGAAGAUAAACAGGAUCAUACUAAUUUAAACGACCGUGACAAUAUUUCAAAUACAGAUGAAACUGUUGAAAAUCCAAAGCAAGAAGGGGAAGAUGUAUGUGAAGGAACCUUCAACGGCCGAAAUAAUCAAGAAAAUCUUAUAGAAGGUAUUAUCAGAAUUGAUGCUGAACAAGAAACUCAAGACGCUAGUAUAACUCAAAGAGACAACUCAGUUCACAGCAACAAUGUUGUAGAUAAUGAAAUCGAUCCAGAAGUUACUGACUUAAUAAAUACAGGAAAUAUGGAAAUGUUAGCUACUUUAGUAUUAAAUGGAGAAGGAUCUAGAUUGAUCGGCAGGCGGUCUGGAAAUGUGGAGUUACAAGCUUUUUUAGAUAAUGUACCAAAUUACAUGGAAAAAAUAAAUAGAGUUCACAUAGCAGCAAGAGAUGGUAACAUUAGAGAUUUGCAAGCAGCCUUAGACCGUAGAAAAUUUGCGAUUGCUCGAGAUCCUAUUUCAGCUAAUGGCGCUACUCCUUUACAUGUAGCCACAAUUCAUGGAAAAACGAAUAUUAUUAAAUAUUUAGGAGGAAGAUUUCCUGAAACUUUGUCUGCUGUAGACUUUGAAGGACGAACAGCUUUACAUUAUGCCGCAGUGUUACCAGACAACGGUCACUAUUACAACAUACUGCAGCAAUUGGGUGCUAAUUCUAAAGAUUUAGAUGAUAUUGGUCGUUCUGCUGAAGAUUAUUAUCGAAAUCCAACUCUAUUACCGUUUAGACUAUUGUCAUCAGAUUUCGGGAUUAGUGAAGAAAAAUCUCAGACCAUGUUUUCUGAUCAAGUUUCAGGUAUAAACCACGUCACUAACGGCCAUAUGGACAUUCCCAUCUUUCACACCGAAGAAGGCAGAUACCUCGCUAAGUCACUCGGCGAUCCUUUGAUCAAAGGUCUGACCGAAGUGGCUAACGUCAAACCAAAGGAUCCGGUUGCUUUUCUCGCGACGUUUCUUCACAAUUUUCCCGAUCAGGAAAAGCCUCGAUUGGGAACACAGGAAACAAAUAUAAUAGUGACAAAGGGGACACCUGAAGUGGAAAAUGAUCAACUACCCUUAGAUCUUCAAAAUGACGAAGAUAUACCAAUGGAAGAUACGAUAGAACAUAGAGCUCGGACAGCCGCGCGUACAGCUACACGGCAACAUCGACCAAUUGAAGUAAUUGCAGUGGAACCGAAUGGAGAUACCAGCCCAGAUGCACCGGAAUUGGCUACUAGUAGCGCUAAUAGGGACGAACACGGACAGUCCAUGCUACACUUCGCAGCAGCAAGAACACACACGAACAAUGCAUUGUUCCAACUGUUACAAGAGUCGGACGUGAGCCUCGGGUACAGAGACGAGCUGUACCGCACUGCUCGUGAUGUCUCCAUACAAGCCAAUGUUCUGGAAAAUACAACUGAAAUUGACCGAUGGGUUUUGCAUCUAGCUGCUAGAGGGAAAACUGAUAAGGUAAUGGAAUUGCUACUUCAAGGAUAUGAUCAUAUUCUGGAUAUAGUAGACGAAGAAGGCCUCCCGAUAUCUGAAGUGGUGUCAAAACGCGGCGACCACGAGAUGAACAACUUACUCGCUUCAAUACCGUCAUUUGAGGAGUCAAGGGAGACCCUGCACGGUGCAAUCCGGAGAGGGGACUUACUCGUUGUGCAGGAAAUGAUCAAAGCUGAGGGUGGACGUACACUUGCCAGAGCACAGAACACCUUUGGCAGAAAUUCCCUCCACAUCGCAGUACUGGCCCAACACGAGGAAAUCGUUGCUUACUUGUCUGAAAACUGCCCUGACCUACUGCGACUCGGGGAUAAUCUGGAACGAACUCCGCUGCAUUACGCGAUGGGCGUCAACAAAAUGGAAACCUUAAGUCACUUGCUGAUCCAAGCAGGUGCCAAGCGAGUGCUUAAAGACCUCAAAGGCCGUCAACCAUCAUACUAUUUCAUGAAUAAAUCCGAUAUACUGCGUCUCAAGGAAGAAGAGGAAGCUUAUUAGUGAAUGUUGUAAUGUAAAUAUUUCGCACAGGCCACGUAAAAUUAGUUUUAUACUUAAGUACGAUCUGAGAAGUAGAUACUUUAGAAGAUAACAAAAUAUGUGACAAUGUCUCUUGCUUAGUUCAGCCAUUUCAUUUGACGAAGUUUGAAAGUAAUGAAUGACAUUAUUCUGUACACUUUAGAAUGAACGCACACCAAAAGUCGCGUAAGUUUUAGUCACCCAGUGCAAAAAAGAAAUAUAAACGAUCUAGAACUUCAGCGCAGUUUAAAAAAAAUCCUAUAUUAGGUACAAGUUACAGAAUGUGCAGAAGAAAACUGUUCCUCACAUCUAAGCGAGGUUUGAGAAUAGGUAACUACUAGUGACAAUAGAAACUUAAUGAAUUUUCUUACCAACAAUUUAUUGUAAAAUAUGUUAAAAUUAUUACGUUAAAUAUAGUUCAGAUUAGAUAUAGCAAAUCUCAAGUCUGCAUAAAAGUAUUUUAUAUAGUAAAAAUACAUGAAUAAAUUAAAAAAGUUUAGACCCAAAUAAUUGAGUCUGUACCUUGUAGUUGUUUGUGUCACUUUAGUUUAGCUUUAGUCGCGGAAACUUGGUGUAAAUUGAUAAUGUACUUUUAGGGACCCUCAAAGUACACGGAUAUUUUAUCUCUAGCAUGUUUUAAAAUAAAACUAUAAAAAUAUUU
This is a messenger RNA of Bicyclus anynana (squinting bush brown), 4235 nucleotides long. RefSeq lists its product as uncharacterized. Gene Ontology annotation, molecular function: protein binding. The record is from RefSeq and is a predicted model, not a curated record. NCBI's taxonomy places the organism in Eukaryota, Metazoa, Arthropoda, Insecta, Lepidoptera, Nymphalidae. The coding region runs from base 92 to 3556 and encodes 1154 amino acids. The transcript is spliced from 18 exons.